AUGGCAAUGGUGUAUUCAAAGAGAAGAUUUUCACAUCAUCCUAUUGCAACUGCCGCGGCGGUCCAGUGCACAGGUCGCUGGACUCCGACCUUCGUGGCCAAGGGUUCAAUCCCCGCCGUGGCAGGCCUGACGGUGGUGGGGACGUUCCUGCCCUCGUACCUCCCGGACUGGCCCGUCGACAACCUCUCCCUGUGGCUGUCGCUAGCGGAGGGCCUGCUGCUCCCUCUGGUGCUGGGCCUCGUCGACGCCACCUUCAGCGGGGCGGCGGGGGCGUCCUGCUCCCGGGAGAAGCCGCAGCCGCACAAGAAGCUGGACGCCUUCCUCUACGACGCCACGGUGCUGGAGUACCUGGUGGGGCAGGACGACGAGUGCCGCCUGCUGACCGUGGGCUCCUGGUACGCGCUGACGGGCUACGGCGUCGCCUUCGCCAGGAAGUCCAAGUACCUGGAGAUGUUCAACGAGCAGAUCAUGAAGUACCGAGAGAACGGGGACCUCGAGAGGAUCGCCAGGUUCUGGUUCACGGGCGCCUGCAAGCCCAACAAGCAGCAGAAGUCCUCGAGCAAACCCCUGGCCCUCGAGCAGUUCAUGUCCACCUUCCUCCUGCUGGGCUGCGGCAUCCUGCUCGCCCUCCUGCUGCUGGGCCUCGAGCACGUCUACUUCAAGUACUUCCGCCAGUACGUGGCCAGGUCGGAGACGGGCACCUGCUGCGCCCUCCUCAGCAUGAGCAUGGGCAAGUCGCUGAGCUUCCCCGGGGCGGUGUUCGAGAGCCAGGACGUGCUGCGGGCGCACCGGUGCCAGGACCCGCUGUGCGACACCCACCUGUGGAAGGUCAAGCACGAGCUGGACAUGGCGCGCCUCCGCAUCCAGCACCUGGAGAACCAGCUGGUCGACCACGGACUCCGCCCGCCGCACAGGAAGGAGCUGUCCACCGCCUCCGCCCCCGCCGACUUCAGGAAGACGCGAGACCUGACGCGGAACCACGUGACCAACAACGAGCCCAUCAGAGGCCCUCUCCUGGCCGCCAGCAGCAGCAGCAGCAGCAGCGGUCGCAGGUACCGGCGGCUGGAGGUGGCUGAGCUGGAGACGGUGCUGUGAUGGCCCCGUCGCUGCGCCGAAGGGAG
Messenger RNA from Penaeus vannamei (Pacific white shrimp), 1121 nucleotides. NCBI's taxonomy places the organism in Eukaryota, Metazoa, Arthropoda, Malacostraca, Decapoda, Penaeidae. The record is from RefSeq and is a predicted model, not a curated record.